Messenger RNA from Eucalyptus grandis, 699 nucleotides. RefSeq names its product cysteine-rich repeat secretory protein 38-like. The transcript is spliced from 2 exons. Lineage: Eukaryota; Viridiplantae; Streptophyta; Magnoliopsida; Myrtales; Myrtaceae. The record is from RefSeq and is a predicted model, not a curated record. The annotation marks the transcript as partial.
UCCGCCCUCCUCCUCCGGGCUGCCCUUGGCGCCGACCCUCUCCUCCACUUCUCCUCCACCUCCGAGAACUUCACCGUGGGCAGCCCAUACGAAUCCAACCUCGACAAGCUCACCAAGACCCCUUCCUCGGGCUUCGGCCUCGGCUCCAUCGGCCAAUACCAAGACCAGGACUAUUCAUUGAAACACAUCUCCAACAACUAUGGCCUCACACUGUGCCGGGGCGACACAUCGCCAUCGGACUACAAGGCCUGCGUGGUGGAUGUUGUCGCCGAGAUCCACCGCCGCUACCCUCACAACAAGGGGGCAAUAAUCUGGUACGACGACUGCAUGUUCAAGUACCUUGACAGCGACUUCUUUAGCCAGAUCGACAAUGCCAACAAGUUCUACAUGUGGAACCUGAAAAAUGUGAGCGACCCGAAGGCGUUCAACGGCAAGGUAAGGGGGCUGCUGACCGGGCUGGUCGAGGAGGCUUACAUGAUGCCAAAGCUAUACGCGACUAGAGAGAUGGGACUGGAGGAUAAGACGAAGCUAUACGGAUUAGUGCAGUGCACGAGGGAUCUGUCGGCGACCAAGUGCAAGGAGUGUCUUGAGGGCGCAAUCGGCGAGCUUCCAAGCUAUUGCGACGGGAAGGAAGGGGGGCGAGUGGUUGGCGGGAGCUGCAACUUCCGAUACGAGAUUUACCCUUUUGUCAAUGUUUAA